Messenger RNA from Cuscuta epithymum, 8077 nucleotides. NCBI's taxonomy places the organism in Eukaryota, Viridiplantae, Streptophyta, Magnoliopsida, Solanales, Convolvulaceae. The record is from the annotation of a GenBank genome assembly.
GUAAUUCCGAAUUAAUGAACAUUUUCACGCCUCAUACUACGUACUCCGUAUUAUUAUUACUACUAUUUGAUACAUCUAGCAUUCAUUAAUCUCCACACAGAAUUUCUGCUAAAUUUAUACGGAGUAAAUUGCUAAUUCAGUUGUUCAUUUUCAAACUAUAUCCAUAUCCAGGCAUCAAGCAGAGGCUAAGAAUCGGAAGUCGGGUACGUGCUGGAAAUCAUACUGAACAACAAUCAAGAUUGAAACUUUUUUUUUUGAAAAUAGGGCUCAAAUAUCAAGUCCUCGCUCUACGAAAAUUAAAUGCUAUUCAAGACUGGCGUGUUGGGUUGUGGCUCUCUUUUGGCCAUUAUGGGGCAUAGAAAGAUGUAGAACAGAGUGACAGUGUAUGGCUAUGGCGGGCACCUCACAGUCCAUCCGUCACUCAGUUGCCUCUACCGGCGCCGGCAGUCUGGAUGCUCUCCACAAAGUACUCUCUGAUCUCUGCACCAGAGGCAGUCCCAAGGAUGGGGCUGCACUAGCUUUAAGGCGUCUUGUUGAGGAAGAAGCUCGUGAUGUUAGUGGAGAUGCACGAUUUACAGAUCAUCUCUAUGAGCGUAUUACUAACCUUCUUGAGAGUAAUGAGGUUGCUGAAAACUUGGGUGCAUUAAGGGCUAUAAAUGAGUUAAUUGAUGUCACUAUUGGUGAAAAUGCGUCAAAAGUUGCAAAGUUUUCUAGUUACAUGCGAACUGUAUUUGAAGUGAAGCGUGAUCCUGAAAUUCUGGUCCUUGCUAGUGAAGUUUUGGGCCACCUAGCUAGGGCUGGUGGUGCAAUGACAGCUGAUGAAGUGGAAUGCCAGGUGAAAAAUGCACUUCAGUGGCUCACUGGUGAGAGAAUCGAGUAUCGCCGCUUUGCUGCUGUACUUAUCUUGAAAGAAAUGGCCGAAAAUGCUUCAACUGUAUUUAACGUUCACGUACCUGAGUUUGUGGAUGCAAUUUGGGUUGCACUUAGAGACCCAACGCUUGCUGUUCGAGAGCGAGCUGUUGAAGCAUUACGUGCAUGCCUCCGUGUUAUUGAAAAGCGUGAGACUCGCUGGCGUGUGCAGUGGUACUACCGUAUGUUUGAAGCUACACAAGAUGGAUUAGGGAGAAAUGCUCCCAUCCAUAGCAUUCACGGGUCUCUGCUUGCAGUUGGAGAGCUUUUGAGGAACACCGGCGAAUUCAUGAUGUCAAGAUACAGAGAAGUUGCUGAGAUAGUUCUUAGAUACCUGGAGCACAAGGAUCGACUUGUUCGACUCAGCAUUACUUCUCUGUUGCCUCGAAUCGCCCAUUUCCUACGAGAUCGAUUUGUGACGAAUUAUUUAACGAUAUGUAUGAAUCACAUACUCCAUGUGCUCAAAAUACCUGCAGAACGGGACAGUGGAUUCAUAGCUCUUGGAGAGAUGGCUGGUGCUCUAGAUGGAGAACUCAUUAACUAUUUGCCGACAAUAACAUCGCACCUACGUGAUGCGAUUGCACCUCGUAGAGGCAGGCCUUCAAUGGAUGCAAUAGAUUGUGUUGGAAAUAUUGCAAAAGCCAUGGGGCCUGUGAUGGAGCCUCAUGUCCGAGGUCUCUUGGAUGCCAUGUUCUCUUCUGGUCUUUCGCUUAAAUUGGUAGAAGCCCUGGAUAAGAUAAGCUUAAGCAUACCAACAUUGUUGCCCACAAUUCAAGAUCGGUUGAUCAACUGCAUUUCAACAAUCCUUUCAAGAUCCCAUCUGUCAAACCUUGCAGUGACCUCGGGUAGGGGACACAUCACAAACGCCACUCAACAAGUGCCAGAGCUUAGUGGUUCAGCUCUUGUUCAACUUGCUUUGCAAACUCUUGCUAGGUUCAACUUCAAGGGCCAUGAUCUUCUUGAAUUUGCGAAAGUGUCUGUCGUGUUAUAUUUGGAAGAUGAAGAUGGAGGAACAAGGAAAGAUGCCGCUUUGUGUUGCUGUAAAUUGGUAUCAAAUUCUUUAUCUGGGUUCUCUUGCACACAGUUCAGCUCUAGUAGGAUUAACCGUACCAGUGGCAGGCGACGCCGUCUUGUUGAAGAGAUUGUUGAAAAACUGCUUAUAGCAGCUGUUGCUGAUGCCGAAGUCACUGUCCGUCAUUCUAUUUUUUCUUCUCUUUAUGGAAAUGGAGGUUUUGAUGAUUAUCUGGCUCAGGCUGAUAGUCUGACUGCUAUAUUUGCUGCUCUGAAUGAUGAGGACUUUGAAGUUAGGGAGUACGCAAUCUAUCUCGUUGGGAGGUUAUCUGAGAAGAACCCUGCUUACGUUCUACCAGCACUCCGUCGACAUCUUAUUCAGUUGCUAACAUACCUAGAACAAAGUGCUGAUAACAAAUGCAAGGAAGAGAGUGCAAAGUUAUUGGGUUGCCUAAUCCGCAGUUGUGAGCGUCUGGUUCUUCCAUAUAUUGCUCCUAUACACAAGGCACUUGUUGCCAAACUCUGUGAAGGAACUGGGGUCAAUGCAAACAACGGUAUUAUUAGUGGUGUUCUGGUAACUGUUGGCGAUCUUUCAAGAGUGGGUGGCUUUGCCAUGAGGCAAUAUAUUUCAGAACUUAUGCCCCUAAUUGUUGAUGCUUUACUGGAUGGCGCUGCUGCUACUAAACGUGAAGUUGCUGUUGCUACACUUGGUCAGGUUGUACAAAGCACAGGUUAUGUGAUAGCUCCAUACAAUGAAUACCCACAAUUGCUUGGUUUACUCUUAAAAUUGCUAAAUGGAGAACUAGCCUGGUCUACUAGACGUGAAGUUUUGAAGGUUCUUGGGAUAAUGGGUGCAUUAGAUCCCCAUGUGCACAAACGCAAUCAGCAAACAUUACCUGGAACACAUGGUGAAGUUACCCGUGCAGCUAAUGACCCUGGCCAACAUAUUUGUUCAAUGGAUGAAUUACCUAUGGAUCUUUGGCCGUCUUUUGCAACAUCAGAAGAUUAUUACUCUACGGUUGCUAUCAGUUCUCUUAUGCGGAUUCUAAGGGACCCUUCUUUGUCUAGUUACCACCAAAAAGUUGUUGGAUCUCUCAUGUUCAUUUUCAAGUCAAUGGGACUUGGCUGUGUCCCUUAUUUGCCAAAGGUUUUGCCUGAACUCUUUAAUAUUGUCCGUACAUGUGAAGAUGGUUUAAAGGAGUUUAUAACAUGGAAGCUUGGAACUCUGGUAUCAAUUGUUCGCCAGCAUGUCCGUAAAUAUCUUCCAGAGAUGCUUACUCUGGUUUCAGAAUUAUGGUCAUCUUUCUGUUCGCCAACAGCUAAUCGGCCAGUUCAUAUUUCUGCGAUUCUGCAUCUGGUGGAGCAACUUUGUUUGGCACUAAAUGAUGAAUUCCGAAAGCAUCUUCCACAUAUACUUCCCUCUUGUAUUCAGUUUCUUAGUGAUGCUGAGCGGUUUAAUGAGUAUGAAUAUGUCCCUAACAUUCUUCACACACUCGAAGUUUUUGGUGGUACGCUGGAUGAACAUAUGCAUCUUCUUCUUCCUGCUCUUAUUCGUUUGUUUAAAGUAGAUGCUUCAGUAGAAGUAAGACGCGGUGCUAUAAAAACUCUAACAAGAUUAAUUCCUCGUGUACAGGUCAUUGGUCACAUAUCUGCUCUCGUACAUCACCUAAAGCUUGUCCUGGAUGGCAACAAAGAAGAGCUUAGGAGGGAUGCUGUUGAUGCACUUUGUUGUUUAGCUCACGCUCUUGGGGAAGAUUUCACUAUUUUCAUUCCAUCCAUUCACAAGCUUUUGGUGAAACAUCAUCUACAGCAUAAGGAGUUUGAAGAAAUUGAAGGACGCUUGAAAAGACGAGAGCCAUUGAUCUUAGCAAGCACAACUUGUCAAAGAUUAAGUCGGCGGCUUCCAAUAGAGGUUAUUAGUGAUCCUUUGAGUGAUGGGGAGUUGGAGCAUUAUGAGGAUGGGAUGGAUGUGCAUAGGCAGCUUAGAAGCCACCAGGUGAAUGAUGGCCGAUUACGGACUGCCGGUGAAGCAUCUCAGCGUAGUACAAGAGAAGAUUGGGCGGAAUGGAUGAGGCAUUUUAGCAUUGAACUUCUGAAGGAGUCACCCAGUCCAGCUUUAAGAACUUGUGCAAGACUUGCUCAGCUCCAGCCUUUUGUUGGGCGGGAGUUGUUUGCAGCUGGGUUUGUCAGUUGCUGGUCCAAACUGAAUGAAGCCACUCAAAGACAGCUAGUACGGAGUUUAGAAAUGGCAUUUUCAUCGCCAAAUAUCCCCCCUGAGAUUCUUGCAACUCUUUUAAAUUUGGCCGAGUUUAUGGAACAUGAUGAGAGACCUCUUCCUAUAGACAUACGUCUCCUUGGUGCUCUUGCAGAAAAGUGCCGUGCAUUUGCAAAGGCCCUGCACUAUAAAGAAAUGGAGUUUGAAGGUGCACGGUCUAGUAGAAGGGAUACAAAUCAAGUUGCUGUAGUUGAAGCACUUAUUCACAUCAAUAAUCAAUUACAUCAGCAUGAGGCAGCGGUCGGAAUACUAACUUAUGCACAGCAAAACUUGGGUGUUCAACUUAAAGAGUCAUGGUAUGAAAAAUUGCAACGGUGGGAUGAUGCUCUCAAAGCAUACACUGCUAAAGCAUCACAAGCUUCGAGUCCUCAUCUUGCUUUGGAUGCUACACUAGGAAGAAUGCGGUGCCUUGCUGCUUUAGCACGAUGGGAAGAGCUUAACAAUCUUUGUAAGGAAUACUGGACUCCAGCUGAACCAGCUGCUCGAUUGGAAAUGGCGCCAAUGGCUGCUAGUGCUGCCUGGAACAUGGGUGAAUGGGAUCAGAUGUCAGAAUAUGUUUCUCGGCUUGAUGAUGGUGAUGAAACUAAACUUCGUGUAUUGGGAAAUACUACUGCUACUUGUGAUGGAAGUAGUAGUGGAACAUUUUUUAGGGCUGUGCUACUAGUUCGCAGGGGAAAGUACGAUGAAGCGCGCGAAUAUGUUGACAGAGCAAGGAAAUGUUUGGCUACAGAGCUCGCUGCAUUGGUUCUUGAAAGUUAUGAACGUGCAUACAGUAAUAUGGUUCGUGUGCAACAGCUCUCUGAACUGGAAGAGGUGAUAGAAUACUGCACACUUCCUAUUGGAAAUCCUAUUUCUGAGGGUAAAAGAGCCCUUAUUCGCAAUAUGUGGAAUGAGCGCAUAAAGGGCACAAAGAGAAAUGUUGAGGUUUGGCAAGGACUUUUGGCUGUCAGGGCACUUGUUUUGCCUCCCACAGAAGACACAGAAACAUGGAUCAAAUUUGCCAAUCUUUGCCGUAAGAGUGGCAGAAUUAGUCAGGCUAGAUCUACUUUAGUGAAACUCUUACAAUUUGAUCCUGAAACAUCGCCUGAAACGGUAAGGUAUCAUAGCCCACCUCAAGUGAUGCUAGCAUACCUUAAAUACCAGUAUUCACUCGGUGAGGAUCACAGGCGUAAGGAAGCCUUUAAUAAGCUGAAGGAGGUUGCAAGUGACUUGUCAAGAACUCUUCAACCAGUGAUGCAGCCUGGUUUGGUGACUAAUUCUAGUGCACCACUCAUUGCUCGUGUGUAUCUCAUACUUGGGACAUGGAAGUGGGCACUUUCUCCUGGUCUGGAUGAAGAUUCCAUACAAGAAACACUUGGUGCAUUCCGAAAAGCUACUCAUUGUUCUCCAAAGUGGGGGAAGGCAUGGCAUAAAUGGGCACUCUUCAAUACAGCAGUGAUGUCUCAUUAUACUUUGAGAGGCUUUCCCAGUCUUGCUGCUCAGUAUGUUGUUGCUGCAGUCACUGGCUAUUUUCACUCUAUAGCUUGUGCAGCGCAUGCGAAGGGAGUGGAUGAUAGCCUGCAGGACAUACUUCGGCUACUCACACUAUGGUUCAACCAUGGGGCUACAUCAGAGGUUCAAAUGGCGUUACAGAAAGGGUUCACACAUGUUAAUAUCAAUACAUGGUUGGUUGUUUUACCUCAGAUAAUUGCACGGAUUCAUUCGAACAAUCACGCUGUCAGAGAGCUGAUACAAUCACUACUAGUACGAAUUGGUCAGAGUCACCCACAGGCUCUAAUGUAUCCGCUUCUUGUGGCUUGCAAAUCGAUUAGCACUUUACGUAGAGCGGCAGCUCAAGAAGUUGUGGAUAAAGUUAGGCAGCAUAGUGGUAUACUGGUUGAUCAGGCACAACUUGUCUCAAAGGAACUUAUAAGAGUUGCCAUAUUAUGGCAUGAAAUGUGGCAUGAAGCAUUAGAAGAAGCAAGUCGUUUGUACUUUGGUGAACACAAUAUUGAAGGAAUGCUUAAGGUGUUAGAGCCGUUGCAUGAAACGCUGGAGGAAGGGGCUUUGAGGAACAAUACCACCAUCAAGGAAAAAUCAUUCAUUCAGGCAUACCACCAUGAACUAUUGGAAGCAUAUGAAUGUUGCAUGAAGUAUAGGAGAACAGGAAAUGAUGCUGGACUUACUCAGGCUUGGGAUCUCUAUUAUCAUGUAUUUAGACGGAUAGAUAAGCAGCUUCAAGCGUUGACAACUCUGGAUUUGCAGUCUGUCUCGCCCGAACUGCUGGAAUGCAGAGAUUUGGAGCUUGCUGUUCCUGGCACUUAUCGAGCAGAUUCACCUGUGGUAACCAUCAAAUCGUUUGCACCCCAACUUGUUGUAAUUACAUCCAAGCAACGUCCUCGCAAAUUGACGAUCCAUGGCAGUGAUGGGGAGGAUUAUGCUUUUCUGUUAAAAGGUCAUGAAGAUUUGCGUCAAGAUGAACGAGUCAUGCAGCUUUUUGGCCUUGUCAAUACACUGUUGGAGAAUUCUAGAAAAACUGCAGAGAAAGAUCUCUCUAUUCAGCGAUAUGAUGUCAUUCCGUUGUCCCCAAAUAGUGGACUGAUUGGAUGGGUUCCAAAUUGCGACACUUUGCAUCAUCUCAUUCGUGAAUAUAGAGAUGCUCGAAAGAUUACUCUAAAUCAAGAGCAUAAGCUGAUGUUGGGUUUUGCUCCUGAUUAUGAUCAUUUGCCCCUUAUUUCUAAGGUGGAAGUGUUUGAGUUUGCUCUGCAAAAUACAGAAGGGAAUGACCUUGCCAGGGUACUUUGGUUAAAGAGUCGCACAUCUGAGGUCUGGUUGGAUAGAAGAACAAACUAUACCAGGAGUUUGGCUGUAAUGAGUAUGGUAGGUUACUUACUUGGAUUAGGAGAUAGACAUCCUAGCAAUCUCAUGUUGCACCGAUAUAGUGGAAAAAUACUGCAUAUUGACUUUGGAGACUGCUUUGAAGCCUCAAUGAAUCGAGAAAAGUUCCCUGAGAAGGUACCUUUCCGCCUCACUAGAAUGCUUGUUAAGGCAAUGGAAGUCAGUGGUAUUGAAGGAAAUUUCCGCUCCACUUGUGAAAAUGUAAUGCAAGUUCUUCGGACAAAUAAAGACAGUGUAAUGGCUAUGAUGGAGGCAUUUGUCCAUGACCCACUAAUAAACUGGCGGCUUUUCAACUUUAAUGAAGUUCCUCAAAUGUCUACAUUACACACCCCUGCUGCAGUCAAUAGUGAGGAAUCUGCUUCCAAGGAGCUACUUCAACCACAAAGAGGUGCCAGGGAGAAGGAAUUGCUUCAGGCUGUUAACCAACUUGGAGAUGCCAAUGAGGUUCUGAAUGAGCGUGCUGUUGCUGUAAUGGCUCGAAUGAGCAAUAAGCUCACAGGGCGUGACUUCUCCACUUCCCCUCCACCUAUCAGCUCUGUACAGCAUGCGUUGGAUCAUAGCACUUUGAUUUCUGGAGAGAUUCGUGAACCUGAUCAUGGUUUAUCAGUCAAAUUACAAGUACAGAAGCUUAUUCUACAAGCAACAUCACAUGAAAACUUGUGCCAGAAUUAUGUCGGAUGGUGUCCGUUUUGGUAGGUGGGCUGAAGAAGUGGGGGAUAACUGCCCGUGUCUGUGUGUAUUAUUAUCAUUAAAUAUAGUAAUUAAAUGCUAUGCAACUGUUGUACUAGUUUGAGAAUCUGUUUUCCUGUUCAGAUACUUUGAGAGAAGUCUGUUGUAAAUAAUCGUUUCUUUAAUCUUCCCAACGUGAAGAAGAUUCUCAUAGUUCAGCAUAUAUAAGUUACUCGGUUAUUUAGUUGUGUUGUUUCGCGAUAAAAUUCCUCCAAUUUCAGUUGAUAAAAGCAUGACCACUUUCUAUUUAAAAUAAACAAGUGAUUAAAAGUGUGA